Molecule: messenger RNA, 4101 nt
Organism: Maylandia zebra (zebra mbuna)
Lineage: Eukaryota; Metazoa; Chordata; Actinopteri; Cichliformes; Cichlidae
Gene: epb41l5
Product: erythrocyte membrane protein band 4.1 like 5
Biological process (GO): actomyosin structure organization
Cellular component (GO): cytoskeleton
Molecular function (GO): cytoskeletal protein binding
Source: RefSeq, a predicted model, not a curated record
ACGUCACUUCCUGAGGAGCGCUUGCCUCCUACUUUUUGUUGGGACCUGGGAGAGAAAAUUAUCCCGCAGAGGCACCGAGGCGGAAUAAAACAAGAAAAAGGAAGAUUAGAAAACCAGAAGUCACAAAGUGCGGAAAUGUCCGAGGCUUCUGUUUAGCCGACUGCGAUGCAGGCGGGCGUCCUUUCACCGUGAAUUCCCGCGAGGAGGUUUUUGUGCGUACAGGUGCCCUUCCUCUCCCCCCGUCAUGUUAAGUUUCCUGCGCAGGACGCUGGGGCGACGCUCCAUCCGGAAACAUGCAGAGAAAGCCCGGCUACGAGAAGCCCAGCGGGCCACAACGCACAUCCCUGCAGCUGGGGAUGCAACGUCUAUCAUCACCUGCCGUGUGUCUCUGCUGGAUGGGACAGAUGUCAGUGUUGAUUUACCGAAAAAAGCCAAAGGUGAGGAGCUGUUUGAACAGAUCAUGUACCAUCUGGACAUUGUUGAGAAAGACUACUUUGGAAUACGCUUCAUGGACUCGGCACAAGUUCCACAUUGGCUCGAUGUCACAAAAAGUAUCAAGAAACAAGUGAAAAUUGGCCCUCCUUACUGCCUUCACAUGAGAGUCAAGUUCUACUCCUCAGAGCCGAACAACCUGCACGAGGAGCUCACCAGAUAUCUUUUUGUGUUGCAGCUGAAACAAGACCUCCUCAGUAGCAAGCUCGAAUGUCCGUUUGACACAGCGGUGGAGUUGGCUGCCUUCUCACUACAGGCCGAGUUGGGCGACUGUGAUCCAUUAGAACACAAUUUGGAUCUCGUGUCAGAGUUUCGCUUCAUGCCUGAGCAGACAGAGGAGAUGGAGCUGGCUAUAUAUAACACAUGGAAGGAGUGCAGAGGUCAGACACCAGCCCAGGCUGAGAUCAACUACCUGAAUAAAGCAAAGUGGCUCGAAAUGUACGGGGUGGACAUGCAUAUGGUGAAGGCUCGAGAUGGUAACGAGUACAGCCUGGGCCUGACACCCACUGGAGUUCUGGUGUUUGAAGGACAAACUAAGAUCGGCCUUUUCUUCUGGCCCAAGAUCACUCGUCUGGAUUUCAAGAAGAGCAAACUGACGCUUGUGGUCGUGGAGGAUGAUGAUCAGGGUAAAGAGCAGGAGCACACCUUUGUCUUCAGGAUGGACCACCCCAAGGCCUGUAAGCAUCUCUGGAAGUGUGCUGUGGAGCACCACGCUUUCUUUAGGCUGAGAGGACCUGUGGAGAAGAACUCUGCACGCUCUGGAUUCAUACGCAUGGGCUCACGCUUCAGAUACAGCGGCAAGACUGAAUACCAGACAACAAAGGCCAGCAAAGCAAGGCGCUCGGCAUCAUUUGAGAGGAGACCGAGCAGACGCUACUCGAGAAGAACCAUGCACAGCAGAGGACCGUUCAACCCACCAGAGGCUCUUUCCUCAGGCAACGGAGUCAAUUCCAGCAAAGACAGAAAGGUGACCCCCAGCAGGAGUGCAUGGGCAGCCAUGCCCGUGGUCAGCCCGGUCGCUGCUUCUGCCUGUGGACCGAUUGAGAUCGAGGCUCUGCCCAGGAGUCCUGGGGGAGAAAAAAGAAGUUUGCCAGUGGUUGCUGACCUAAUGGAGACGUGUGUCGACGAUGUCCUCAGAGGUCCCGUUGUCCCUGCAGUCACAGCUAUCGAGGAGCCCGUACAAGCCGCUGCCUAUGCCGGUGCUAGCGUCCCUGCAGAAGAUGCGCUGAGUCUCGCUGAAGCAGCAGCUCGUCUGAAGCAGCUGGAGUUGGAGAGCAGUCCGCUUCUCGCUGCGCCGAGAAAUAACAUGAACGUCAACGUGGCCAUGAACAACCAGGACGAUGUGGUGAAGCUCACAGAGAAGUGCGGGCUGAACAGUGCGGGCAGCAGUCCAUGCGUGACUCCGCUGCGCACCCCGGAGGAUCUGAAGAGUAACAUCCUGAAGGCUCAAGCCGAGGCGGCCGCGCUCAAGGGGGCUUUGGAGGAACACGCUGUGAUGCUCGGAGAUAAAAACUGUAACCUGCAGGAGGCUUCUGCGAGCAGCCGCCCUGACGUCCAGGACACCUGGGACCUGCUGAAGCCACCAUCCUCCCUGGUCUCAUCUGCAGGCGCCAGCGCUGAGAGAUUGGCUGAAGAUUUAAAAGCUUCUGUUCCCAAAAAGUCCUCCGAGUCGACCAGUGAAGCCCCGGCACCAAAGGUUAAAGCAGAGGAGGUCGACCUGCAAAGCGCCGCCCCACUUUCUGACAACCUUAUUGACUUCACUGAUCCAGCUCCUGUGCUCCCACCGGUGCAGCCGACCAAACCUCUCAUCACACCGCGCUGGAUCGUCCCCACAACCGCUCCUCCCGGCGCCUUUACUAACGGCCUGCUCGACCUUGACCCCCCGCCUAAGGUCAACCCUCUUCUCCCUUCAGAUGGGGGAGCAUCCCUCACCUCAGCCCUCCCUCACCUCACUCACACACGUAACGCCGUCUCCACCCUCUCCACCAGCACUGUGGCUCAGCCGCCAGCCUCAGAGGAUGGAGCCAAACCCAGAGGUCUCUUGACCACUGAGCUCUGAUGAAGAAACGAGCGGCCGCCAUCACGCUCUUCAUCUUCCCGCCUGGUUUCCCGCUUCACCCGCUCACCCACCCGCACGCAGGCCGGCCGAGUCUGAAAACGCAAAAGAAGAGGCAGCUUGCAAACCGCCGCGACCACAACCGUAGCUACACAGAUCAGCAAUAUGAAGUACUUUUUUUUUUUUUUAAUGAUCUCAUGGCGUCGAGCUUAGUCUUUGUAAGAUGGUGUAUACAAACAUUUUAGCCUCAGUAUUAAGAAAACCUUAUUUUUAAUCUCCUGUUUGUGCACCACGUUAGUAACCUGCCAUUACAGAGUCCAUCCAGUCACCCAAAGCGCUGUCGGCAGCAUCUCUGCCUGCUUUGAGACUCUGGUGGAAGCUCUCGCCCUGGUUCUGAGUUUAAGCACCGGCAGUGCAAACCGCUGGAUCUCUGAGCUUUCCUCUGGGAAGCUGCUGAACGACACUGGAUGAUGGACGCACGAGAUAUGAAGAGCUUGAAGUGUUUGAAUAUAAGAGAUCACGCAGUGCAGCGCGUUUAAACCCGCUAACGCUACAUGAUGUAGCCACUGGAUCUGGAAACGUCACUGGAUUACCUUCAAACACUGGACCUUCAGCUGAUUUUUAUUUUUUCCCACAUUAGAUGAUGAUGAUGAUGUUUUUAGUUUUUCAGCUGAUUUUUUUAUUUUAUGAUCCUGUUCCUGCUCUUUGUAGCUGUCGAUGCUUUUAAAUGCCCGCCCCCCCCCCCCCCGCCCCACCACCACCACCACCAUCAUGAGGACUUCCUGUUUUGAUUCCGAUCACAUCUUAUAAUGUAAAUUUGAAUCCACACUUUUACCCCACUCUCGUUCCUGCUCACUCAUCAUUAAACUUUUAGCUCCUGUGAUCGCUGGACUGCGUGGUGGGAGAUGUGUCCGGGUAUCUGACUGGAUUGGACUCUCCAACAUGUCGUAGCUGUUACUUUGCCUUAUGUACAUGAAUGUGCUCUACGUGUCUGAUGGGGAAAUGCUGGAGAUGCCACUCGCACGUCACCUUUGCUGGAAUCGUUUAACCUGUGAAAUAUCCUGAAAGCUGGUUUUGUAUGAGAGCGAGGUGAGGCCUACGUCGGCACCGUGGGAGUUAUUAAAUAUCUUACUUUGACCCUCGAAUGGUAGAGUUGUAGUAUCUCACUGUUACUGUAACCACCACGUCUGGCCACUCACUCAGGUUGUGGCUCUGUAGUACUUCUCAUUAUGUCUUCAACAAGGGAAGCCGGCUGUUCUUCGAUGUCGUCUUAGCAGCGUUUACGCCUCAGCUCAGUGUCAUUGUUCAGAUAUUACAUGUUGUAGCAUACAGGUUUAACGUUUUCACUGUAACUGCUUCAGCUGCUGUUGAUAUGAAGUAGACGUAUAUUUUUUAAGACUACCUUGGCAGUAUAGUUACUACUCUGAGGAGACUUGAGGUGUUUUCUAAUUACAGAGGAAGUAUUACAGAUCAGACUGUGAAGUCUCAUUUUUAUAUAAACUCGUAUUUUUCUGGAACACCUGAUCAUGAUUCAGUAAAGUUUUGCCACAGUA